Molecule: messenger RNA, 603 nt
Organism: Naegleria lovaniensis
Lineage: Eukaryota; Heterolobosea; Eutetramitea; Acrasida; Naegleriidae
Exons: 5
Coding region: 1-603 (200 amino acids)
Biological process (GO): small GTPase-mediated signal transduction
Molecular function (GO): GTP binding; GTPase activity
Source: RefSeq, a predicted model, not a curated record
AUGGAAUCAAUUAAAUGUGUCGUAGUAGGCGACGGUGCUGUGGGUAAGACUGCACUUUUAAUUGCCUACUCUUCAGGAUGUUUCCCAGAGGACUACGUUCCAACCGUCUUUGAUAACUACAACAAGAACAUUCCAUAUGGAGAUGGUAUUGUCAGUAUUGCUUUAUACGAUACUGCAGGUCAAGAAGAUUACGAUCGUUUGAGACCUCUCUCAUAUCCAGAUACCGAUGUCUUUCUUGUAUGCUUUUCAUUAGAAAAUCCAAACUCACUUGAGAAUUGUCAUUCCAAAUGGGCAGAGGAAUUAAAACACUACAAUCCAGAUACUCCUAUCGUAUUAGUUGGUACUAAAUUGGAUUUAAAGAAAGAUGAAGAAUAUGUCAAGAAAUUAAAGGAAAAGAAAAUUUCUCCAGUCACUACGGAACAAGGUCAAGAAAUGAAAGAUAAAAUCAAAGCAUGUGGUUAUAUUGAAUGUAGUGCAAAGACUAUGGAGAAUUUAACUGAGGCUUUCAAUAUGGCCAUUGAUAUUGCAAUGAAACAAAAAUUGAAAGAUGCUCCACCAACUCCAAACGCUCGUUCCCAAAAGAAGAAGUGCCAAUUGUUGUAA